AUGAGCUAUAACCAAACAGGUCCAUUGCCACAUGACGACACUACAAAUGAAAGCUUAUCAAUCGGGAAUUUGUUGUUAAAUGAUGUUGAAAAGGAGGAAAAGGAGGAGGAGGAGGAGGAUAAACAUACAGCUAAGAAAGCGAGAUUAACUUCUUCGAGUUCACUUGAUGCAUUGUUUGCAAAUAAGAGGAGUAAAUCAACGAGGAGAAAAAGAACGGGCCAUUGUGUACCAAGUUUUAUCGAUACAAGUAGUACUAGUAACGAUUAUUUUAUAUCCGCAUCUUCUUCAGAUUUGGAAAGUUUACCUGAUUUGACUGAUGAUGAUGAAGGGAAUCCUACGCCUGAAACAACACCUAUAAAGAAAACACCCCACAAAUUCACAUUUUUGGAUACGCCUAAUAGCGAUUUUCAAUUCAAAUGCACCAAACACAAGCAGCUCGUUUCGUCUUCCAACUUGACCCAAUUUGUCUCCCCUGCCAACCCCCCCAAAGUGCAAAAAGCAGAAAAGAAUAGACGCGUUUCUAUAUUUGAAAUCCCCGAAAUUGUCUACAAGAUAAUUUCCUUUGUUGAUGCUCAGAAUACAGUUUCACCACAUGAACCUACACCAAUUCGAAGGACACCAUUGAGUUACAACCAUGCCUUAUUAAUUCAUGGCACAAAGGAAUUAGCCAUAAAGGCGAUGCGUGAGAAUACAUUGCCACCCUCGGUGAAUAGAACGAGAAUGACGACGACGACGACAAACCGUCACCCAUUAUACAACUGUUCACUUGUCAACAAGCUAUUUAAUAAAAUCACCAGUGAAAUAAUACUGAGUAAAUUCUAUUUCCAUAAUGAAACACAAUUUAACAUGUACCUUGCCAACAGGAGACAUGACUUGAUACAACCAAAACAUUUCAACUUACAUAAAUUGCUCCAUUUAAGACAAGUUGUUUUCAACAAGUGCAUAACAACGCUAGAUUUUCAGCAAUUGGAAACAUUUGAAUUGUUUAUGUGUCCCAAAGUUUAUCCGCCAUUACAGAUAUUUCAAGCUCUGGCAGAUAAGCUUUUGAAAAUAGUUAUAACUGGAUCGAAAACGGUUGAUGAUUUAUUUUGUCAUCGAGUAGGACAAUAUUGUCAUAAUUUGGAAGUUGUCGAUCUUAGAGCAUGCGAGUCAAUCACCGAUUCUGGGUUUUAUAGCAUUUUCAAAUCAAACCAUAAUCUCAGGAGUGUUAACAUUGGCAGAAAGAAUAAAGGUCAUUUAAUCACUGAUAACUCGGUACAUGUACUAAUCAACCAGAACAGGAAACUACAUACCUUGGGAUUAGCUGGCUCUUUUAUCAGUGAUAAGAUACUUUGGCAAAUCGCACAAACAUUACCAAAUAUCUCACGUUUAUCAUUGAACAAUUGUCCCAAAUUGACGAAUCUGGGUGUUUCAUCCAUUUUCAAUCGUGCUACUUCAAGCAUGUUUUUCCCACGUUUAUCUGUUUUAGAGUUGUGUUUUAAUUUACAAUUAAUUGAUUUGACUAAAUUGAUUGAAUUCAAAAGAAGUCGUGAAGUGCUAAGCAAGGAGAGUAGAAUUCUACUAUUGCUUGAACUAUGCGAGGAAUUAAUGUACAGGAUGAGAAUACAAGAGUUGGAAAUGGAUAAACUUAUAGCGACCAAGAUUAUGGAUGAUGUUUUGUACUAUGUAAAUAACCACACAAACGAUGGAGAUUUAACAAUUCCCGGGGUAUUAGAACUAAGGAAAAAAAGACGCAGGAAUAAAUUGGUGAUAUAA
This is a messenger RNA of Lodderomyces oxycetoniae, 1755 nucleotides long. RefSeq names its product Amn1p (gene AMN1). The transcript has a single exon. Gene Ontology annotation, cellular component: cytoplasm. Lineage: Eukaryota; Fungi; Ascomycota; Pichiomycetes; Serinales; Debaryomycetaceae. Bases 1 to 1755 code for a protein of 584 amino acids. The record is from RefSeq and is a predicted model, not a curated record.